UUAUCACAUCAGGGAUCUUAACUACUUCUGCUUGUUGCUCCCAUAUCAUAAUCAUGAUGACACUCAUUUUCAAUGAUAGUGUGCAAAGAGCAUUAAUUAACUUGUAAGAGUAUCUGCUCUGAUGUGCAGAAUUAUAUGCCCCAAGUGUUGUGCCUAUCUUUCUGUCAAGUUUGUUGUGUACUGUCGUCUAAUAUAUGAAGUGAAUUUUUAUCUAUUAGUUUAUAUGCAUAACAUUUAACCAUUGCAUCAAUAUUGUUUGUUUACUUACACCAGAUGCAAUUGUGUACUGGGGGAUACCUGCUUUCUAUGAAUUAAUUGUUCCUUACAUAAUCUGGAGUGUAACUUUCUUAGUGGGCUGGUCUAGAGCUAGUCCAUUUAAAAGUGAGCUAGUUUUUAGUUGAGCAGGCCAAUGGGCUGGCCAUAACCCAUUAGGCCAUGUGGGCUUUUGUCUUUGUGUACUUUUCUGGUCAUGGGCUUUUGACUGGCCCAUGUUUACAAAUCUAGCAAUGAAUUCCUUUCCCCUUUCUUCUGAUUGUACAUAUGAUUAUUGUUGAAACAUUUUCUAUCUUGAAUAAAAAAAAUAAAAACCCAUUUUAUUCUGCUAAUGAGUGAGUAUUUUCUUUGUUGGCUACAGAUGUAUAAUCAUGUAUGCAAUAAUAGUAGCUGCUCGCGGUUCUUGUUUGUAGUGAGGCACUUCUCUAGAAUUCGUCCCCCAAGGCCCGUUUCUGUUAAACCAGUAAUCAGAGUAUCUAACAAUAUUUCCCGCUUGGAUGCUCCCAAAGAAGGUCCAAAACCCAGACAGCAACUAUCAUUGCCUCCUUUUCCUGGUCACCCCUUGCCUGGCAAGAACUUAGUUAGUUAUCCUGGACAGCAUGAUCACAUUACUGCUGUCAAUUGGAUUAAGUAUUAUUUCAAGGUCGCAUGGGGUUCUGUCAUUGAGUCCCAUUUCAGGGAGGGUCUUGUACAAAUGGAGGACCUUGUUGAUGAUGACACUUCCACUCAGAAGGAAGAGCUAAUAAAACCUAUGCGGAAGAUUAGGCCUAAUGAAGUGAUGAAACGAGGUGCCAGAGUUCAUGUUCCUGUAUCAAUUGCUGAGAGUAGGAUUUCCAAAAGAUAUGAUGCUAUUCCAAGUGGAACACUAUAUCCAAAUGCUGACGAAAUUAAGUAUCUGCAAAGGCUUGUGAUUUACAAGGACUCAGCUAUUAUUGUGCUAAAUAAACCUCCAAAAUUGCCGGUUAAGGGGAAUCUGCCAGUUCAUAAUAGCAUGGAUGCAUUGGCAGCUGCAGCACUGUCUUAUGAUUAUGAUGAGGGUCCUAAACUGGUUCACCGUCUUGACAGAGAGAGCAGUGGCAUCCUUAUACUGGGGAGAACCAAAGAUAGUAUAUCUCACCUCCAAUGGCUGUUCAGUAACAUUAAUAAUGCAAAAUCUUCUUGUAAGGCUUGGAAUGAUGCAUGUGAAGCUACAUAUCAGCGGUAUUGGGCAUUAGUCAUUGGAACUCCCACGGUUAAGGAAGGCAUAAUUCAUGCUCCUCUUUCUAAGGUGCUUCUGAAUGAUGGGAAGACUGAGAGGGUAAUUCUAGCUCACCAUUCAAGUGUAGAACCUCGCCAAGAGGCUGUAACUGAGUAUCGGGUGCUUGGUCCAAAGAUAAAUGGAUGCUCAUGGGUUGAGCUGCAUCCACUUACUUACCGGAAGCAUCAGUUGCGUGUCCAUUGUGCUGAAGCACUUGGCACCCCAAUAGUGGGUGACUAUAAGUAUGGCUGGUUUGUGCACAGCCGAUGGAAACAAAUGGCACGAGUGGAUAUUGAGCCAACAACUGGAAAACCAUACAAGAUGCGGAGGCCAGAAGGCCUAGAUGUUCAAAAGGGAAGCGUUUUAUCAAAGGUUCCUCUAUUGCAUCUUCACUGCAGAGAACUUGUACUUCCCAACAUUGCUAAAUUUCUGCAUGUUUUGAAAAAUAGUUCAGAAGAACUGCACACUUCACUUAGCGAGCAACCUGAUGUUCUUCGCUUUGUGGCAACAAUGCCUUCUCAUAUGAGAAUUAGUUGGAAUCUUAUGUCAUCGUAUUUAGUGUGAAAAAAGUUCGAGACGCAAUUUGUUAAUUUACUCAGAAAAAGAAAGUGCCAACUAGUAUUUAAAAUGAUAGU
Abrus precatorius (Indian licorice) is the source of this 2145-nucleotide messenger RNA. Its product is annotated as RNA pseudouridine synthase 3, mitochondrial. Gene Ontology annotation, biological process: pseudouridine synthesis. Lineage: Eukaryota; Viridiplantae; Streptophyta; Magnoliopsida; Fabales; Fabaceae. The transcript is spliced from 9 exons. The coding region runs from base 605 to 2074 and encodes 489 amino acids. The record is from RefSeq and is a predicted model, not a curated record. Gene Ontology annotation, molecular function: pseudouridine synthase activity; RNA binding.